Messenger RNA from Aspergillus ibericus CBS 121593, 591 nucleotides. RefSeq lists its product as uncharacterized. The record is from RefSeq and is a predicted model, not a curated record. The coding region runs from base 1 to 591 and encodes 196 amino acids. Lineage: Eukaryota; Fungi; Ascomycota; Eurotiomycetes; Eurotiales; Aspergillaceae. The transcript is spliced from 2 exons.
AUGGCUACCCCGACUAAAGCAACGGUGGCGAAAUCCAACUCGGCUGUCGAAAUCUCACAGCCUGAUGCCCAGUUCUUCCUGGCUUGCCUUCAGAACUUCGGAGAGGAUAAACAGAUCGACCUAACCAAAGUGGCUGAUGCGCUUGGUUACACCAACGUUGCGUCGGUGGGCAACCGAUUCCGCGCUCUCAGAAAGCGCUACGCUAUGAAUCAUCUGGAGGCAAAGGCCGGGUCGGGGGCUCCCAAGGGCGUUAAGCCGACUGAUAACGUGACCGAUGCGACCAAGCAGCCCGACGGUAACGAGACGGAGGCCAACGGUGCUGACGGUGUCGACACGAAGGAAGACUCCGAGUCCGAGUUGCCUACUCCCGUCAAGCCCAAGGCGAAGCAGGCUGCUCCUCGUAAGGGGGCGAAGACCACUUCGAAACCUGUUCCUGCCACUGAUUCUCCGGCCAAGAGCCGCAAGCGCGGUGCUAAGUCGACGGCCAAGCCUCUUGCUAAGAGUCGUGUUAAGGAGGAGGAUGAUGCAGAUGUCUCCAUGGAAGACAAUGGUAAUACCUCGAGCAGCGGGAUGGAUAUUGCUGCAGCGUGA